Messenger RNA from Gregarina niphandrodes, 1647 nucleotides. RefSeq names its product helicase. Bases 1 to 1647 code for a protein of 548 amino acids. Gene Ontology annotation, biological process: maturation of SSU-rRNA. The record is from RefSeq and is a predicted model, not a curated record. The transcript has a single exon. Gene Ontology annotation, molecular function: ATP binding; nucleic acid binding. NCBI's taxonomy places the organism in Eukaryota, Apicomplexa, Conoidasida, Eugregarinorida, Gregarinidae. Gene Ontology annotation, cellular component: 90S preribosome.
AUGUCUUCGUCGAUACGCAAGGUUGCGUUACGAGGUAUCAAGGGAGAUAUUGGCUUCGAUCGAUUGCAGGCUCCAGUGGUUGAUGCGGGAGGGUUGCGUGAAGUGGAUGUGGGGACCUUGCGAAAAUUAUCGGCGGAACAAUUACGAAAGCGUUAUGGUAUCAAGUUGAGCCAAAUUCAGAGCUCUUGUUUGGUGCAGUUUAAGGGAAGUGAGAAAAUAGUUAAUAUGAAGCCGUUAAUUUCGUUUGAGGAUCUGGAGCAGUAUCUGCCGGCUCGGUGGACGGAGUACUUGGUCAGUGGGUUGCAUUUUACGGAGCCGACCCCUGUGCAAAGAGCUGCACUUCCUCUUGCGUUUUCCGGUCAGUCGUUUCUCGCAAUUGCACCAACCGGUUCUGGAAAGACCCUCGCGUUUGUAUUACCGGUGGUAUUAAAGCUGUACAGUAGAGCAAUGACUAUCGAGCGGACGGUGGAAUCUCCGGAGUGUGGGCGUUGUCCGAAGGCAAUGAUCUUGUCACCGACUCGUGAGCUGGCUGUGCAGACAUGUCGGGUGAUUCAGAAUUUAAUUGACAAUGUGGAUGUAGAUAUAAAGGUUACUGAUAUUAGUCGUCUGGACAAAAAUUCUGACAUAAUCGUUUGUACUACGGGAGUAACUAAGCAGGUGCUUAAUUACUCUCGUAGUACAAAGUCGGCAUCCAUGCUGGGUGAGACGAUCUUAAGUAGGGUAGAAACGGUUGUCUUUGAUGAGGUUGAUGCGCUGCUGGACGAGAGUUUUAUUAAGGAAUCGGACUUGGUGAUGUCUAUGUGUUCUGCCAAGCAGAUUAUGAUGUUUAGCGCAAGUCUUCCAGCUCGAGUGAUGGAUUUGGCAAAUUCUUUGCUGAUCAAUGCGCCGGUAUUGAAAUUGAAGAGUACACUGGCUGCGGCUGACAGUAUAGAACAGGAGUUGGUCCACGUUGCAAACGAAGUAGGUAAAUUGACGAUGCUGAAGCAAUUAUUGGAUGAAAGGCAGUUACUGCCGCCUUGUCUUGUGUUCGUUCAGGACAAAGAUCGGGCGCAAAUGCUCGAGAAAUAUAUGAAAAAGAAUAUAAGCAUGAAAGGGUCGGACAAGCCGGUACCUGUGGGUUCUUUACAUAGUGGUUUGUCACCCAAGAACAGGAUAAGCAAUCUGAACGCGUUUAGGAAGGGGGAUUUAUGGAUUUUGGUCUGCACUGAUCUUGCCGCACGCGGAAUCGAUUGCGUAGGCGUAAGAUGCGUACUUAAUUUCGACUUACCCACCUCCAGGGAAGCAUAUAUACAUCGAAUAGGACGCAGCGGCCGAGCCGGAUUAAAGGGUAAAUCCUUUACAUUUUAUACCGAACAAGACAAGACCUUUAUUCGGGUAGUAGCAUCUGUAAUGAAAUCAAGCCGUAUCACCGUUCCCAAGGAACUAGACCAAUGCAAGAAAAUUAAUACUCUUGAUCUCAUCAAACACCCACCGUUCAGACGACCUAUCGGGGUGCUCGAAGGAAAAGCAAAAUAUGCAUUCAUGAAACAACGAGCGGAUCAAAAGAAAGUUCAGGCCGUCAAGAAACAAAGGGACAUCAUCAAGAAAUCCAAGAAGAUGAAAGCGAAACGGAAGUUAAUGAAAGCUUCCUCAAAUACCGUAUCGUAG